AGCGAACUGUACAUGUGCGUGCGCCGCAAGGAAGUCUUUUCUGGAAGGACCGUUUGUCGGGACGGUCCCUUGGCGGUGGAUUUUCAUUAUUAAGGGAAAAUGGGUUUCGUGAAGGUUGUCAAGAAUAAGCAGUAUUUUAAGCGAUAUCAGGUCAAGUUUAAAAGGCGUCGCGAGGGCAAAACUGAUUACUAUGCUCGCAAAAGACUCACCAUUCAAGAUAAAAAUAAAUAUAACACUCCUAAAUACAGGUUGAUCGUUCGACUUUCCAACAAAGACAUCACUUGUCAAGUAGCUUAUUCGCGAAUUGAAGGAGAUAAAAUAGUAUGUGCAGCAUAUAGCCAUGAACUUCCAAAGUAUGGUGUCAAGGUUGGACUUACCAACUAUGCAUCUGCUUAUUGUACAGGUCUUCUACUUGCUAGAAGGCUUCUUAAAAAAUUGGGAUUAGACACUUUAUAUGCGGGUGCAACAGUAGUAACUGGAGAUGAAUACAAUGUUGAGGAAUUAGAUGAUGGGCCAGGGGCAUUCAGGUGUUAUUUAGACACAGGUCUAAUGCGUACAACAACUGGUGCACGUGUGUUUGGUGCAAUGAAAGGUGCCGUUGACGGCGGGCUUAAUAUUCCACACAGCACGAAGAGGUUCCCUGGUUAUGACAAUGAAUCCAAAUCGUUUAAUGCUGAUGUUCAUCGAGAACAUAUAUUUGCUCAGCAUGUUGCUAAUUAUAUGCGAACCUUGGAGGAAGAAGAUGACGAGGCCUUUAAGCGGCAAUUUUCGCAGUACAUUAAAAAUGGAAUAACUGCAGCAAAUAUUGAAGGAAUCUAUAAGAAAGCCCAUGAAGCUAUUCGAGCUGAUCCCGAACAUACAAAGGUUGUUAGAACACAGAAACCUGUCAAGAAACGCUGGAAUCGGGCGAAACUUUCUCUCUCUGAACGAAAGAAUCGUGUUGCACAAAAGAAAGCUUCUUUCCUUAAGAAGCUAGAAGAAACGGAAGCAUAGUAGAUUAAAAACUUUUGUACCACAAUGCACACUACGUUGCACGUGCAAAGCUGGCCUAAUAAGAUAAUGUAUCUGUUAAAUUACUAUGGCUUUUUUGUACGUGUACAUGAAACAACAGUGGCAUGAAACACAAUAAAAUCUACUGUAUGCUAUGUU
Messenger RNA from Orussus abietinus, 1149 nucleotides. RefSeq names its product 60S ribosomal protein L5 (gene RpL5). Gene Ontology annotation, cellular component: ribosome; cytosolic large ribosomal subunit. The transcript is spliced from 6 exons. Gene Ontology annotation, biological process: translation; ribosomal large subunit assembly. Gene Ontology annotation, molecular function: 5S rRNA binding; structural constituent of ribosome. The record is from RefSeq and is a predicted model, not a curated record. Lineage: Eukaryota; Metazoa; Arthropoda; Insecta; Hymenoptera; Orussidae. Bases 100 to 993 code for a protein of 297 amino acids.